GAUGUGGGGAGCUGUCAGCCUCUGAGGACGUUUGAUGGAGUUCACAGUAAAGCCAUCACUGAGUGUGCUCUGAUCCCCAACAGCAACAGGAUGGUCACAGUGUCCUGGGAUAAGAAGAUGGUGGCCUGGGACCUGGAGACCGGACUCACUCUGUGGAAAUCGAGGCAGCUCGGCCUGCUGACCUCCUGCAGCUCCUCGUCCGACGGCCGGCUGGUCGUUUGUGCUGUAAAUCCUCAGAAUGGCGUUUCCGUCUGCGACGCCGCCAGCGGACAGAUGUUGCACCACGUCAGCGAUCUUCACCGCUCCUGCAUCACUCGAUGUCGGUUCGACCCUCAGAGCCAGCGAGUGGCCACCGUCUCUGCAGACCGCAGCAUCAAACUGUGGGACCUGCGGGCGCAGAAAACCACCGUGUCCAUCGACAGUAACCAUGGAAACGUCGUCUCAGCCUGCUGCUUCACCAGCAACGGGCACUUCCUGUGCACGGCGUCGUGGGACAAGACGCUGAAGCUGUGGGACCUGCAGGCGGGGGGGUUCCGAUCUCACGGCGGGACGCCGCUGCAGGGAGGCCACGCAGGCAGCGUGAGUGCCUGCUGCCUCGCCGCUGCUGACGCGAACCUCCUGGUGUCCGCCUCCUACGACAGGACUGUUGCUCUCUGGGAUUUGUCGUCUCUCUCUCAGACUCUCGUGCUGAAGGGCCACAGUGAUUGGGUGACAGAUGUGUCAGUGAGUGCUGACAGGAAGUUGGUGGCUUCUUCCUCCAAGGACGGGACUGUUCGGCUGUGGGACAUAGAGAACAUGGAAGAAAUCCCAGAGGUCAUGAAGAAGAGGAAUGCGGAGGGAGCGGGAAUUCACAUCCUCAAGUGUGAAGAGUGUGGAAAGCCAUUCCCAGUGUCCAGACUGCUGACCUCAGAGCUGCUCACGCAGUGCGUCUUCUGUCGCCUCAAAUCGCCACCCAGAUACCGACCGCAGCCGCCACCGCUUACAUGA
This is a messenger RNA of Haplochromis burtoni (Burton's mouthbrooder), 987 nucleotides long. Its product is annotated as WD repeat-containing protein 88. Lineage: Eukaryota; Metazoa; Chordata; Actinopteri; Cichliformes; Cichlidae. The record is from RefSeq and is a predicted model, not a curated record. Gene Ontology annotation, molecular function: protein binding.